AUGUAUGAGGUAGAAAUGAUACCAACAAACUAUGAUGAUGAUGAUGAACCGGAUAUAAUUGAUUUAACAACAUAUCCUGGUUAUUUUGGAUUAUUCGAUUUUCCUAUUCGGCCACCAACACCAUUUGCUGAUAGUUCUAUAUGGCCUCCAAAAAUAUUACAAAAUAAUGAAGAUAAUCGUGCCUAUGGAGUUGUUACUUGGUCAUCACCUGAAAAACAAUCAAAUCUUAAUUAUAAAAUGGAUAAUAACGAAAAUAUUGCUCUAUCGUCAUAUCAUGCAUCAUCAUCACCACGUACAAAUAAUACAUGGCGACGAAGACUAAAUAAAUUUUUAAAACGAACAAAAUCAAAUGAACAUAAAACAGUUAUUUCUUCAACAAAGUCUGAUGUAACACAUUUAUAUAACUUUGGUGGUGGUGGUGGUGAAAUGACUCAAAUGGAUUCAUCAAUAUCACGUAGUAGUGGUAAACGAGUUCAUUGGGUCGAUGAUGAUGAAAUUGUAUUAAAUUUAUGUCAUCGUUUUGUUGAAUAUUUGAAAUUAUUGGUACAAAAUGUUAUUGAUGAUACGAAUGAAGAUAUAUAUUUAAAAUAUUGUCAAAUAUCGUUAGAUGAACUUGAUUCACUAAUUGACUGUCAACAUAUCAAAGAAGCAUUCGAAGAUAUAGUUGAAUUAGCCAAAACACGAAACAAAAAUCAAUUACUUGAACAACAAACAUAUAUUGAAAAUUUACUCUCUCGUACUGUUCUUUUUUCUUGUGCUUAA
Molecule: messenger RNA, 762 nt
Organism: Rotaria sp. Silwood2
Lineage: Eukaryota; Metazoa; Rotifera; Eurotatoria; Philodinida; Philodinidae
Source: the annotation of a GenBank genome assembly